Molecule: messenger RNA, 1119 nt
Organism: Apiotrichum porosum
Lineage: Eukaryota; Fungi; Basidiomycota; Tremellomycetes; Trichosporonales; Trichosporonaceae
Exons: 1
Coding region: 1-1119 (372 amino acids)
Source: RefSeq, a predicted model, not a curated record
AUGCUCUUCCUCGGCCUCGCCCUCCUUGCCGCGCCGGCUCUCGCGCACAUGGAGAUGACCUUCCCCGCCCCCUUCCGCUCAAAGUACAACACAUAUGUCAGCGAGCCCAACCGCGACUACUCGAUGACCAGCCCCUUGCUCGCCGACGGCUCAAACUACCCGUGCAAGGGCUACCAGAGCGACUUUACCACCGCAGAGGGCGCCUCGACGGCUACCUUUUCCCAGGGCGGCACCUACAACUUUACCGUUGUUGGCACGGCCAUCCACGGCGGCGGCUCGUGCCAGGCCUCGCUCUCGUACGACGGCGGCAACACGUUCACCGUCGUCCAGUCCAUCGAGGGCAACUGCCCCGUGUCGGGCUCGGGCAACUUUGACUUUACCGUCCCCUCGGACGCGCCCUCUGGCGACGCCGUGUUUGCCUGGACCUGGUUCAACAACAUUGGCAACCGUGAAAUGUACAUGAACUGCGCGCACGUUACCAUCGCGGGCUCGUCGGCCGCCAAGCGCAGCUCGGGAGCCGCGUUCUCGUCCCGCCCGGCCAACUUUAUCGCCAACGUGAACAACGGAUGCUCGACCGUCGCCAACAUGGACGUCAUCUUCCCCAGCCCCGGCCCCGACCUUCUCUCGCAGUCGACCGGUGCCACCUCGGCCCCAGAGGGUACCUGCGGCGCGGUCGGUAGCAGCAGCUCGGGAUCGACCUCGUCGUCGAGCUCUGCCGCUGCCGUCGAGUCGGCCACGACCUCUGUCAACAACAACAACCUCGUUGCCACCUCUGGAUCUGCCGAGGCCGCCGUUAGCGCCAGCUCUACCGACGCCGCUGCCGUCCCCACCGACACUUCCGCUGCUGCCGUCACUUCUGCCGCCGUCCCCGCAACCACCUCGUCGUCGGGCACCAAGAAGUGCAACAAGAAGCGCAAGAUCAAGCGCGCCAUGACCGCCGAGGCCAAGGCCAAGCGUGACGCCCUCAACAUGACCGAGCGCGCUGCCGAGCCCGAGCCCGUCGCGCCCAUCGCCCGCCCCAACAUGCUGUACGUGUCCAAGCGCGACGCCGCCCUCAAGCGUCACGUCCGUCGCAUCGGCAACAAGGAGGGCAAGCGCCGUCACGAGUUUAGCGUCUAA